Molecule: messenger RNA, 699 nt
Organism: Schistocerca serialis cubense
Lineage: Eukaryota; Metazoa; Arthropoda; Insecta; Orthoptera; Acrididae
Exons: 4
Coding region: 71-601 (176 amino acids)
Source: RefSeq, a predicted model, not a curated record
GCACUCCGCUACACGGCCGUGCCGGUCCGCCGCUGGCGCAACCGCAAAGGAAGCUGAUUCAGUGAAUAAAAUGGAUACAGACGACACGGCAUCGGGAAGUGGCGCCCAGAAGCGGCGAACCGUUCCCGAUGACGACAGAAUAAUCGAACGCAAGAUUCCGAGAACAACAGAGCGGGAUUCGGCGGAGCAGCGGUUCUUUGACCGGCUGUUCGGGCCUCCUCCCGAGGAGAUGCAGCAGGAGGCGAUGGAAGCCGCGCCUUGCAGGACAGCACUGUCUGCAGAGGCAGCUGAUCCAGCAAAGAAAAUGGAUACAGACGAAACGGCGUCGGGAAGUGGAGCCAGGAACCGGCGAACUGUUCCCUGUGACGACAGAAAAAUAGAGCGGAGGAUUCCGAGAAUAACAGAGCGGAAUUCGCCAGAGGACCGAGGCUGCGACUGGAUGAUCGGGUUCGCUCCUGUGGAAGUACAGCCGGGGCGCUGGCCGCUCGUUCCUCGCACGGCUGCACCGGUCCCAGAGGAAGCUGAUUCAGUGAAUAAAAUGGAUACAGACGACACGGCGUCUGGAAGUGGCGCCCAGGAAGCGGCGAACCGUUCCCGAUGACGACAGAAUAAUCGAAAGCAACAUUCCGCCGAGAACAUCAGAGCGGGAUUCGGCUGAGCAGCGGUUCUUUGACCGGCUGUUCGGGCCUCCUCCCGAGG